Messenger RNA from Eublepharis macularius, 5667 nucleotides. It is a transcript of the gene CDS1, whose product is annotated as CDP-diacylglycerol synthase 1. Gene Ontology annotation, cellular component: endoplasmic reticulum membrane. The record is from RefSeq and is a predicted model, not a curated record. Gene Ontology annotation, molecular function: phosphatidate cytidylyltransferase activity. The coding region runs from base 958 to 2289 and encodes 443 amino acids. NCBI's taxonomy places the organism in Eukaryota, Metazoa, Chordata, Lepidosauria, Squamata, Eublepharidae. The transcript has 13 exons.
CUUUGCCUUCGAGGAGUCGCCCCUGUGAGCGGCGGCGCGCAUGCGCGUGGCGUUAGCAACGCAGUAGCGUCCCGGGGGGGAGGGGGGCAGCUGGGCGCGUGCCUGCCUGCCGGGAGGCGUUGCUGAGCCUUCGCCCGCAGGAGACGGCGGGAGCGCGCGCUGGCGCCGGUUGGGGGGAGGGGCGCUUGAGCGCGAGGUGCCUCCCCCCCUUGAAGGGCCCUGAAGAGGAAGGUGGUUGGAGGUGGGGGGAGGAGAGGCGCCCCCCCUCUAUGAGUGGGGAGAAAGCGGCGCAUUGCUGAGGGGAGGGCGUGUGUGAGAGACCCAUGGGGGGAGCCCUAGUUUUGGUGAGGGGCCCCCUCUGAGGACCUUGAAAGGAGAAGGGGAAGACCCAGUCUUGCACCUCACCUGAGAAAGGUGGAAAAAUUAUUAAUUUUUCGAGGUGACCCUUUUUAAAACCUGGUGAACAGGUUUGAGGUGACUGGUUUUUUUAUUACUGGAUUUUUAAAAUAGAGAUUUCGUGUAGAUGAGUUUCUCGAAGUGGGGCUUUGAUUGGGAAUCGCUUGCUUGAGGGGGGAGAAGGCAGGUCCCCCCCCCCCGAAAGAAGCAGAUCUGGUCUGGAAGCUUAUUUGGGUGGGGGGUGGCUGUUUAAAGAAGGAUAGUCUCUUUCAGGGGUCUUUCUGAAGGGGUGGUUGUUUAGGGCUGCCUUGUAGGGGUCAUGAGAAAACCCUCUGUAGGAUCUCUUUAGAGUUAUCGUUAGUCUUUGCAGAGCCUUUUAAAAAGAGGGAUAUUUCUGGUCUGGGUCCGUGGGGAGCUUUUUCAGUAGGCGGCCUGAACUUUUUGAGGUUAGGGUCAGUGCUCAUCCCCUUGCAUAGGCAGCUGGCCCUGUGAAUGCACACACAUCCUGCUUCCUCCCUCCCUGCUUUUGCUGUUGCUGUUUAUUGACCUUACACCAGGGAAAUGUCGGAGCUGAGGAAGCGAGGAGCUGGGGGAGAUCAUGAAGCCGAAAGCAUCACUGACAAGGAUGUGGAUGGAGAGGAUAGAUUUGGAGAGCAAGACCUCAGAAGUGAUGCAGAUGUUCCUGAAGUUGUUCCGCCAACAGACAGCACUCCAGAAAUUUUUAAAAAGGCCUUAUCUGGCUUGUCUUCCAGAUGGAAGAAUUGGUGGAUUCGUGGGAUUUUAACUUUAGCUAUGAUUUCCAUUUUUUCCCUGAUCAUAUACAUGGGUUCAUUCAUGCUGAUGCUGCUGGUCCUGAGCAUACAAGUAAAGUGCUUCCAUGAAAUUAUUACUAUAGGUUACAGAGUCUAUCAUUCUUAUGACUUGCCAUGGUUUAGAACUUUAAGCUGGUAUUUCCUACUAUGUGUGAACUACUUCUUUUACGGAGAGACUGUAGCAGAUUAUUUCGCUACAUUUGUUCAAAGACGAGAACAACUUCAGUUCCUAAUUCGAUACCACAGAUUCAUCUCUUUUACCCUCUAUCUAGCAGGUUUCUGCUUGUUUGUGUUGAGUUUGGUGAAGAAGCAGUAUCGUCUGCAGUUUUACAUGUUCGCAUGGACUCAUGUCACUUUGCUGAUCACUGUAACUCAAUCUCAUCUUGUCAUCCAAAAUCUGUUUGAAGGCAUGAUCUGGUUUCUUGUUCCAAUCUCAAGUGUUAUUUGCAAUGAUAUUGCCGCUUAUAUCUUUGGAUUCUUCUUUGGGAGAACUCCACUGAUUAAGCUGUCUCCCAAAAAGACCUGGGAAGGCUUCAUUGGUGGCUUCUUUAUCACAGUUGUUUUUGGAUUCAUCGUUGCCUACCUUUUGGCUCAAUAUCAGUAUUUUGUAUGCCCCGUGGAAUACAACAGUGAAGCUAACAGGUUUGUCACAGAGUGUGAGCCUUCAGAACUGUUCCAGUUACAAAAAUACUCCAUACCACCAUUGCUACAGGUUGUCUUGGGAAGGGAAACAGUGAACUUGUACCCAUUCCAGCUGCACAGCAUUGCUUUGUCAACAUUUGCCUCCUUAAUCGGACCUUUCGGAGGCUUUUUCGCUAGUGGCUUCAAAAGAGCAUUCAAAAUCAAGGAUUUUGCGGACACUAUUCCUGGCCAUGGUGGAAUAAUGGAUCGCUUUGACUGUCAGUACUUGAUGGCUACUUUCGUGCAUGUCUAUAUCACCAGUUUCAUAAGAGGACCCAAUCCCAGCAAGCUAUUGAAACAGCUGUUGGUACUCCAACCAGAGCAACAGUUAAAUGUCUACAAAAUGCUGAAGUCGCAUCUCAUUGAAAAAGGGAUCCUUCAGCCAUCACUGAAGGGGUAGGAGGACCAAACUGAGGACUACAAAGCGAGGCACAGCUGGAAAAGCAGGUUUUUCUUGCGCAAAGCAACGUGCGUUGGACUGAAGCCAGACUGUGAGUCAGAAGAUAAGAAUGUCUAUUACUGAGAUUACUGUGAAUAACCAGGAGGCCAUGCAAUAGUUAAGUUUUUCCUUUUUUAACAAUUGCAUGUUUUGGGGCGCAUACGCCCCCCCCCCCGAGUUUGAAGUAGUGAGACUCGUUCUUUUGUUUCCUGCUUCACGGUUUUUUAAACAGUUAUGUGCACACUCCUGCACAAACUAAAGGGACAUUGGGAGUGUGCAGUUACUUUAUAUAGACUCAUUUUAUUGCAAUAAUAUUAAUGACUCCAGCUCAGUUAAUGACACUUUUUAGUACUGUGUUGAUACCAUCAUAAUUUUAUGCGACAGAAUGACUGAACUUUAACCAAACGGUGGUAGAUGUUCUCGUCAUCCUAUGCCAUAUUGCGUGUACAAAAUAGGAAAAGAAACCCGCAGCGAGGAACGUGCUGAGGCAGAUGUUUUCCUGCACUGGAUCCCUCGGAUUGGUUUUGUUUCCGGUGAUGAGGAUAGCGUCAACUGGACUCUUAUGAAAGGGGAAUGCCUUUGGGGAGGUUGCCAGGACCAUCCUGGUAGGAUCUUAAUGACCCGUUGGAGCCCAGGCGUCUUCUUUACCAGCACAUCCUGUUUUGGGACUUCUAGACCCCAAGGAGCGCUCUGAACUGAGCCUUGGUCAUUUGUGCCUCAGUGUGUGGGUGUGUUGAUUGGAAAUAACUCCCUUCUUUGGGGCAAGUGCAAUACAAGUGCUAACUCAGCAAUAUUCUCAUGAAGACGCCGGGAGGCCUGAGCUGGCCUGAUCAACAGGUGAGGCGGAGCUAUUGGCUGCGAGACGAAUGCAAGUGCUUAGUUCCGCUACCAGCUCAGUCUCGAGGGUGUUGGGCCAACUUCAUAAAAUUAAAAGCAUCUGUGGCAGCGGGGAGCACUUCUGGAUCUGUUCUAGACAAAUUGAAUGUCGUCAGAGCACCUUGAUGUUUGUGUGAGAUGUGACUCUUCUGAUAUUUGUGGCAUGAGUUGUUUUCUCAUUGCUUUGAUGCAAUUUCUUUUUAUCAUGUCAUAAACCAAAAUAAAACGAUUAUUUUAAAAUCUAAUAGAAACAAUGAAUUUAAAAGCACACGAUUGCCAAAAAUGUUCAGUAGUGACUAAGUAGGACUUAAGGAAUGAAGGAUGCAGGCUUUGGGAAAGCUUUCCUAAUUAAACCUCAGAGAAAUGAAGGCAAGCUCAGAAGAAUCCGUUUGUGCUCUGAUAGGGCUUUCGUUCGUAUCAAUGAGGUCUGUGCAGCAGGAUUGUAUCCUCCAUUUAGUAAGAGUUAGCUUUCUUUUGCUUAGAGCAUUUGAAUACAAAUAUAUCUGAAGGGUUUAAGGUACUUCUCUUGUUGCUGCUUGAUGAAACCAUGCAGAGAGAGAGAGAGAUCAGCCUUUGACUUUGACAAGGAGUAGGUCUGUUUACAUUGUUAUAGCAGCCAAGGUUGCUGUAGGUUCAGUUUUAAGGCUGCCUACAUAGAACUGCUGUGGGAGGGUCAUGUGUAUAAGGUUGUAAUUUGCUUCCUAUAGAAUGCAGCCUAAGUGUUCAAGUACAUCACCAGCCUCCAACACAAAGGGCCCCUCUUCUACUAUUACACUGGCAAAAGCUGUGGUUAUCUUUCUUGUGCCAUCUAGGAAUGACAGAAGUUAAAGAUCAGACAGGAAGACCUGCUGAUAUGGCUCUUUCCCUCGCCAGCAGUGACCCUCCCAGAAACUAGGCUAGACUUGACGAAGGAGAGGAGCCGUGUUAUGGGCUCCUGCUACAUGAACUAGAUCUUCUGUGUUUCGGUGUGGGUGGGACAUGGCAGCAUAUCUCAUAUUGCUAAGGUAACUUAAAACUGGAUUCAGACUCCCUUUUUUGUGCCACAUACCCUCUGCAGCUCCUUUUCAGUUCUCUGAAGAAAUCCAUUGCACAACAGACUUUGCAGUCAUGCUGUGUCUGGCAUGCCGCAGGAAUCUUGUUUGCAGUGAAGUUCAGCACAUGUUGGAUUUCUUCAGGUGACUCAUUUCUCUGGGGAUCCCAGUGAACAAUAAUAGCAAAAGUCAUUGCAUAGUAAGGAAAAUGGAAUCAUUUGGAUCUAUUGGAAAAGCAGCGUAAUUACAAAAUGAAAACAUUCUGGCCCUACUUAUAAAGCCUCCUUUUUUGCCUUCAGUAGUGCCGAGGUGGAAGCACCACUGAACAGACUGAUUGUAUUUUAAAAUAUAACUAUCAAUCACCGCCACCUAGUCUUCCAUUGACUCUUUCUCUGUGAUGAACAGUAACAACAGCAUUCAAGAAAUGCUCUUAGAUAUCUGUCACACUAAACCAAGAGAUCCAGGCAUGACUGUUAAGCUGGAACAAAACAGCCUAAAAUUGAAAAAGUAGACUUGCCAAGGAAAAAGAUGCUUGCAAGCAGGUUCAAGUUCAAAAGCAUCCAUAGGAAUAUUUGCACUGAAGUAAGUUGUCACUUGUAGGCCUUUGGGACUUAGGACUUCAAAUACAUAGGUUCUGUUAGAAAAUACUCUGCCUGAUUACUUAUUCCAACCUGAAGAUGAAUUAUAUAAAAUGUAAAACUUAAUUUAAAUGUAAAAUUGUAUCUUUUAGAUUAUUUUGGUGUAAUUUUUACAGCAUUUGUAUUAAAAUAAGACUAUUUAAGCCAUUGAAUGCAACAGAAGAGCUGAAUGUGCCAGCUCUGUUUGUACUGUUAAGGGGCACUGUUAUAAAAUGUUGAUGCGUAAGAGAGAGAUGCUUCCUGGCGUUUUUGAAUGCGCGUUUUCCACUUCCACAUGUUUGUGAACUACCACUGAGCACAGCACCCCACAUUUUUUUGUUUCCACAGAGAACUCAUACUUCAGAUAUGCUUCCCCUCCUGCCUGCCUCCCCUAGUAAAUGCAUAUCUGAAACAGCGCUAAGGGUAAACCAUUCCAGAAGCUGUUUUUGACAUGCAAGCUUCAUUGACAACAAAGCAGAGUAGUGUAGGUGCUGUGCUUGGUUAAUUGCACCUCGGAUAGCUAAUUCCAUAUAUGAUUAAUCUUUCCUAGAGAGGGAAAAAAAGAGAUUUAUUAACUUAACACUACAAUUUAAAGCUGAAAACGAAACAGAUUGUUCAGUAGGGACCUCCCCCCCUUUACCCAAUAACGUCCUUUUGUUUGCAUGUCUCCUGUGCAAGGCACUAUUACUUGGGUUAGCAUAAAACUGUCAAAGAGUUGUAUGUAUAUACUGUAAAUUUUGAUCAUUAAAAUGGAUGCUUCAGUUGACUGUUUCUGGGAGGAGGUUAAUAAAACUUUGAUCUUUCCACCCUGUGAA